Messenger RNA from Halteromyces radiatus, 963 nucleotides. RefSeq lists its product as uncharacterized. The transcript is spliced from 3 exons. The record is from RefSeq and is a predicted model, not a curated record. Bases 107 to 793 code for a protein of 228 amino acids. Lineage: Eukaryota; Fungi; Mucoromycota; Mucoromycetes; Mucorales; Cunninghamellaceae.
UUUUUUUUUCUUUUUUUCUUCUUCUUCUUUUUCCUUUCUCCUUUCAUUUCUCUCUAUUCUCUUUUUUUUUUUUUUUCCUUCACUCCUUUCCAUUCCUUUCUUUAUCAUGGUGUUCAAGUCCACUUUACUUUUAUCGCUUGCUCUCGUUCAACUUGCUAUCGCUAGUACUGUCACCAUCCUCAAUCCUAAACCAAAAGAUGUUUGGCAUCCUGGUCAAAUUGUAGAAUUCAAAUGGAACGCUACUACUCCUUCCCAUAAUGAACAUUCCAAGCUCAAGUCUAGUUCUCAUGGUAUGUUAUCUAUUGCUCUUGCAACUGGUCCUGCUCAAUCUCUUACUAUUGACCGAGUCAUUGCUUCCAAUGUCAAUAUUACCAAAGGUUCUUACAAAUGGAAAGUUCCAAAGACCAUCAACACUGCUAAAAAAUAUGUGGUAGAAAUUGGUCCUAAUGCUUCUGACAUUGCUUUUGCUGGUUACAUUUCCAUUGUCAAGUCACCUUCCAAUACUACAUCCAUUAAACCAACACCCACUAUUAAACCUCAUCAUAACAGUACCACCGUCAAACCCACCUCAACUAUCACUUCUACCGGUAAACAUGAACCUACCUCUGUUUGUAUUGUUGUGCCCAACAAGAACGGUGGUCAACCUACCAUCAAGUGUCAUCCCUCUAAACCCUCUACCAAGAAAAAUCACAAAAAGUCUCACCCCAAGAAGAAGGCCGAUCCCAAGAAGAAAAAAUCCCAAUCUGCUUCCUUCUCCACUCCUGCUGCUCAAGUCGCCACCCCCUCUAUAUAAAUUAGUCUAGUUUACUGACUUUCCUCCCUUCCUAUUUUUUUUUAUAUCUUACUCUCCCUCUUUUAUUUGUAUCCAUUUGUGUACUCUUUCCUUUUUUUUUUCUUUCUUUCUUUCUUGUCUUAUAUUUCUAAAUAAACAAGAAGGAAAAUGAUCUUCCAUAUCAAAUCAAA